AUGUCCGUCGACAUUGAGCCCUCCGAGCUGAGCUUCCGACGGCCUUUCACCGUCGAAGUCUCUCAGAUUCUCCGGAUCAAGAACCCGAACCAGACCCCCAUCGCCUUCAAGGUCAAAACCACCGCCCCGAAGCAGUACUGCGUUCGCCCCAACUCGGGUCGUGUCGAGCCUGGACAGGAUGUGGAGGUUACCGUCCUUCUCCAGGCCAUGAAGCAGGAGCCACCUCUCGACACCAAAUGCCGCGACAAAUUCCUCGUCCAGUCCGUUCCCAUCACUGCCGAUAAGGAGUUUGCGAGUAUUGCCAACAUUCUCGAUCAGACCGACAAGUCUUCUGUCAUUGAGAGGAAGAUUCGUGUCAACUGGCUUACCGCCGAUGACCAGUCGCCCAACCCUCCCAGUGCCUCUGCUGUUACCUCUACCCCGAACCGCCACUCUGUCGUUAACGGCGACAACACUCCCGAUGUUUCGAACGUCUACUCUUCCCCUGGCCAAGAAGCUGAUCGCUCUGGUAGCCCCAGUGCUUCAGCUGUCCGUCCCUCGACUUCCGACACGAAGGACGACACGGUUUCCGAGAAGGCCCAAUCAACAGUCAGCGCCGCGAGCCACGUUGUCGCCAACACCACCCAGGUCACCUACGAAGAGCUGAAACAAAAGCUUUCCCAGGCCGAAGCCAAGAUUGCCAACCUGCAGGAUAGCAGUGGUCUACGCCAACGUAUCAAGACGGAGAGCGAGAAGCUCCCCAGCACCCAAGAAGCUGCUGCAGCGGUAAGACAGGGAGUUGAGGGUGUAUCGGUGCAGAUGGUUGCCAUCCUGUGUCUCCUCAGCUUCCUGCUUGCCUACUUCUUCUUUUAA
Molecule: messenger RNA, 852 nt
Organism: Colletotrichum higginsianum IMI 349063
Lineage: Eukaryota; Fungi; Ascomycota; Sordariomycetes; Glomerellales; Glomerellaceae
Product: MSP domain-containing protein
Exons: 7
Coding region: 1-852 (283 amino acids)
Biological process (GO): endoplasmic reticulum membrane organization
Cellular component (GO): plasma membrane; endoplasmic reticulum membrane
Molecular function (GO): FFAT motif binding
Source: RefSeq, a predicted model, not a curated record